Messenger RNA from Staurois parvus, 2823 nucleotides. Lineage: Eukaryota; Metazoa; Chordata; Amphibia; Anura; Ranidae. The record is from the annotation of a GenBank genome assembly.
AUCUGCAAGACUUCAAAUCAGACACACAGCAUGUGAUUGAGGUGGACGAAGGGAACACGGCGGUGAUAGCCUGCAACCUGCCCGAGAGUCACCCCAAAGCUCAAGUGCGGUACAGCGUCAAGCAAGAAUGGCUGGAGAGUUCCAGAGAUAAUUACCUUAUCAUGCCCUCGGGGAAUCUACAGAUCGUCAACGCCACCCAGGAGGAUGAAGGAACGUACCAGUGUGCAGCGUACAACCCGGUAACACAGGAAGUGAAGACGUCCGUCUCUAGUGACCGUCUGCGAGUACGACGCUCCACAGCGGAGGUGGCUCGGAUCAUCUACCCUCCCAUGGCGCAGACCAUCAUCGUCACCAAGGGCCAGAGCCUGUUUUUGGAGUGUGUGGCUAGUGGCAUGCCGCCGCCAAGGAUCACUUGGGCCAAGGACGGGUCCGAUGUCAUUGAACAGAACAAAACACGCUUUCUUCUCAGCAAUCUUCUGAUAGAGGCCACAAAUGAGGAGGACUCUGGGACAUACACCUGCACAGCCAAUAAUGGAAUUGGAGAUGGAGGUUCAGCAUUUAUCUUCUAUAAUGUACAGUUUUUGAGCCGCCUGAGGUCAGCAUGGAGGUGUCCCAGCAGAUGGUCUCCUGGGGUCAGACUGCAAAGUUUACCUGUGAGGUGAAGGCAAUCCACCUCCAUCUGUGGUUUGGUUGAGGAACGCGGUGCCUGUUCUUCCUACUCUGAGACACAGGAUCUCCAGAAAGGUUCUUCGAGUGAGCAGUGUGGGGCCUGAGGAUGAUGGAAUUUACCAAUGUAUGGCAGAGAAUGAAGUAGGAAGUGCACAAGCAUUGACUUUGUUGAUGACCACCAGAGUAGGAACAUUUAUAAGCCCUGGAUCAGUUGCAGGCACCUGGACUCCAACAGAGGCACCUAUUCCUGACGACAAACAGUUGCUCCUAACGGCUCAGUUGAAGCAAAGACCUCCAACUCCAGGAUCGCCAACUCCUUGCCCAUCUGAUAAGACCAUCCUCCAGCCUGAGGCUCCCAUAAUCCUCAGCUCACCCCGCACAUCUAAGACUGAUUUCUAUGAAUUAGUAUGGAAACCUAGACACAAUAGCAAAGCCACAAUCCUAUACUACACUGUGAAACACCGCAAGCAGGUGGGGAAUGUGUCCGAGGAGUGGACUUUUUCUCGAGUUCCUGGAUCUCAGAACCGCCUAACGCUCACCAAGCUGGACCCAGGAAGCUUAUAUGAAGUGGAGAUGGCGGCUUACAACUGUGCUGGGGAAGGACAGACGGCAAUGAUGACUUUUCGGACAGGGCGACGUCCGAAACCUGACAUCAUAGCUAGCAAAGAGGUGCAGAUUCAGAAGGACGACCCAGGGACCAGCACUCAAAGCAUCAACCAGUCCGACAAUAACCGGCUGUCCCCUCCGGAGGCUCCGGACCGACCUACCAUCUCUGCAGCCUCUGAAACCUCUGUGUACGUGACCUGGAUUCCCAGAGGCAACGGUGGAUUCCCUAUCCAGUCUUUCCGGGUAGAAUACAAGAAACUGAAGCAGCAGGGUGACUGGAUCUUGGCGACCAGAGACAUCCCGCCAUCACGUCUGUCUGUAGAGAUCACCGAGCUGGAGAAAGGGAUGUCAUACAAGUUCCGGGUCAGGGCUCUUAACAUCCUGGGCGAGAGUCAGCCAAGUGCAGCUUCUAAACCGUACAUGGUCUCUGGAUACACAAACCGCAUCAAUGAUCGUCCAGUCACGGGACCUUACAUCACCUUCACUGAGGCCAUCAACGAGACCACCAUAAUGCUGAAAUGGAUGUACGUUCCAGCGAGUAACAACAACACUCCCAUUCAUGGCUUCUACAUCUACUACCGACCGACAGACAGCGACAACGACAGCGAUUAUAAGAAGGACGUGGUGGAAGGUGACCGGUAUUGGCACUCCAUCAGUCACCUGCAGCCAGAGACCUCAUACGACAUCAAGAUGCGGUGCUAUAAUGAAGGAGGGGAGAGCGAAUUCAGCAACGUCAUGAUCUGCGAGACCAAAGCUCGAAAGUCAUCCUCCCAGCCAGGCCGGCCUCCGCAGUCCGUGGUACUGACACCCCCUCCUCCCUCAGGCAGGGGUGGGGCAUUGGGUACAGCCACCGUUGCCCGAUCCAGCGACUUGCCUUAUCUGAUAGUUGGAGUGGUCCUAGGAUCCAUCGUCCUCCUCAUUGUGGCAUUCACCCCCAUUUGCCUGUGGAGGGCGCUGUCCAAGCAGAAGCAAACCACAGACAUCACAUUUCCCAGUUCCGGCAUCCUGAACUCUUCCUGCCAGUACACCAUGGUUCCACUAAGGGGGGCCCCUGCUGUCAGCACCAUUCCCUAUUCCAAUGGUUCCUUUGUAAACGGAACGUGUCCAUCCACCAAACUGAUCUAUUCUGGAGGGAAGCAGAGAGAUUAUUGCUCCAAGGCCCUACACCAGGAUGAGGCCAGCACGCUACUCUCAGGAGGUGAAGUCGGACCCCCAGACCCAGCGGACCAUCAGCAGCCCCCCGAGCUGUGCCGGACUCAAUCUUGCGAGAUGACCGUAUUGUAUGAGGACGAGACAACCCACCCCUACAUCGAGGUUCCCCACCCUGAGGACCUCACCCCCGUCCUAGAUGGGAGCCGGUUCCCCAUUCUCGCUGUGCCCACUGAAAAGCCGCUAUGUGCAGGUUCUUCAUGUCAUCUCCCUCCGGUGGAGUCCAUAGACACCAGUGAUGGUCCCAAUCCUUCUGAGGGCCCCCAACUUCAUCAGAACUCCUUGCAGAGCGGAAGUCCGGACACGAGUCCUGGUCACUACACCAGGCCGGCAACCUAA